Saprolegnia parasitica CBS 223.65 is the source of this 4425-nucleotide messenger RNA. RefSeq lists its product as hypothetical. The coding region runs from base 1 to 4425 and encodes 1474 amino acids. Lineage: Eukaryota; Oomycota; Saprolegniomycetes; Saprolegniales; Saprolegniaceae. The transcript is spliced from 10 exons. The record is from RefSeq and is a predicted model, not a curated record.
AUGGGUCCGCUCGCAGCAGCGUAUCACCUGAGACAGGUCGAACGGGAGCAGGCAUGGCGAGACCAGUACGAGCGCGAGGCGUCGAUAGCGGCCUACGUCGAGUCGCAGCAGCGAGCGGCUUAUGUCGAGCAGCAGCGAGCAACUUGCGUCGAGCAGCAGCAGGCCCAGCUCGACCAGCAUCAAAUGGUCCAAGAGCAGGCCAGUCGUGAGCAGCAGUGCCAACAGCACCUGUACAGCCAUGAAGCCGCGAUGGCCAUGUCGGUGCAGGCUCGUGAUGCGCAACUUGCCGGCAUGGUCCAAAAGCUUCAGCAGAUGCGGCAAGACCUCGCGACCGCUCUCAAGGAGAACGAAGAACGGAUGCUAAGAAGGGCGGCCCGCAAGGCCAGGAAGGCAACAGCGGCUACGACGAAGCCAAGCUGUGUGGAGCUGAUGCUCCACGGCAAGCCCGAGACGGCCGUUUAUGUUCCCGAAGUUCAAGUGCAGUAUGUACAAGCCCAUGAUCAGCAGGCGCAGUGCGCAGCGCUCGUGGAAGAGACGCAGCGUCAAGAUUGUCAGUUGUCGAUCUCGGUGGGCAAGCAUGUGCAGCCUGAGCAGCAACACUGCGCCGCAGCUGGCGCGCAAGAUGAGGGCAAGACUGGCACGACGACGGUUGAGAACAAGGCGACAACGGUCAAUGCGUUCAAGGACAACGCACCAACGCGCGCGCUCGAGUGCCUCGAAGCCAGCGCGCGGCCUGACGAAGAAGCAGCGGUCAUGGAGACUGUGUGUGCGACUACGUCCGGGCCUGAGGCAGCUCAUGAGAGCAAGGGCCUCAUGAAAGACGCAGACCAUGAGAUCAAGGUCGGCGAGAAGAUGCUUGGCAAGAAGACGACCAAGCGAUGCGGCGAGGCGUCGCAUCGGGGGAGCACCGUCGGCAAGGAGUCGGGGCAACGCAAGUGCCAGGCGAACCCAGACAGUACGUGUUACGAGCUUCGCCCAGUCAAGCAAGCUCGUGGGGGCGGGGAUGCGAUUCCCUCUCCGGCAACCGUGGCGAUGAGCAAAGCCGCGAGCGAAGCCGUCAAGAAGGCGGUGCGCAAAGUACGCUGGCUGGACGAGGAGAGUCCUCAAGUCGCCGCAGCAGACAGCGUCCUGGUCGAGCGUGUCGAGAAUGGCAAGCAGCACGUCAACCGCGCUGUGACAGCCGAGGUGUCUCAGGAAUCGGAUAUUCUGGGGCGAGGCCUUGCGCAGACGACCGUGUCGACGGUCAGCGAAGGCUUUAUGUGCAACCUCGGUGUCGUGGUCGAGGAGCGCGGCGACGAUGUCGCUGCAGCGUGCGGUGGACCGUCACGCGGCCAUCAGCUGGUUGACUCGGUGGAUGUCGACUGCAACGGCGGCAGCACCCGACAGCGCAGUCAACGCGAGGAUGUCAGGAUGACGAAGCACGACCUGCGCAGCGGUGUGACCGCUACAGCGUCGGGCUCGGAAGACGCCGACAUGCCGAGUCGAGGCCGGCCUGCGACGGAGUGCGCAGUGCCACCCGAGCGCGACAAGGGGUGGUCAACCGAGGAUGCUUUGUCCAAGGUGGCCGAAAGCUCCUCUCAGACCAAGGAUGGUGGCGCGUGGAGCGUGCGUCAGAGCUCGACCGAGACGAUCAAGCAGUGUGGUCUGCAAGAUGUGGUGUGCAAGAAGCGCACGCUGUGGGACGAGUCGCCUUCGUCGGCGACCGAUGUCCGUCUCGACCUCACACGCGUCGAGAUUCUCGAAGUGCACGAGUGCUAUGGCGGUGGUCCUAUCGGCAAGCCGCCGUGGGAAAAGCCCACAGAACCAACCAACGAGGCACCAGUAGCCCAAGCCCGACCAGACUUGGAGCCAUUGCCACAGCCAAUUCAACUUCUGGGGGUGGUGAGCCGCCAGUUCGAAGAGUUCUCAAGACUCUUCUCCGGCGAUCAACUCGAAGACGAUCGGCAUGUGCAAGUGGCGUCAACUACGCGCGGUUUACCCGUGGACAUGAUCAACGACAUGACGGUCAGUCCCUCCGAGUCCAACUGCAAGUGGCAAGGACUCGUGAGCAUCACGGUGAAGGCUCGGAUGAUCGAGCAGCCCGAUGCCACUGCAGACCAAGCCAUGGUUGGCAGCAAGGAGCUAGCUGACAAGGCGAUGGACACUGACGGUCGUCGGCAAUGUCCUCAGUGGCUCUACACGCAGACGGCGAUGGAUGCGCAUCAGUCGCUGCCGAUGGUCGUCGGCGAGUGUCUGGAGCAGCAAUCGUGGCAAGACGUCAAGGCCGAUGUUGGAUCGAUCGAUGAGAAGCUCGAGGUGCCCAACGACGACGGGAUCAUCUACAACAGCCAUAUGGCGCAGCCGCGAGGCUUCUUCCAGGCAACCGAGGAAGACGAUACCAGUCUGUGCGUCUGCCUCAACGAUCAAGGUAUUAGUGGCGACAUCACCACGACAGGUGAGGUCUGCCAGUGUGUUCCCGGCGAAAGGGAUCGCGAGCAAGUGUGUUAUCUCACGGCCAUGGAGGCUGUGACGCGUACGAUGCGCUUCCGCUACAAGUCCCUCAACGUGCUGGGCGCCAAGACAAGGACGCCCGGAUGGUGUCCGCUUUGGUGCGAUGACAAGGCGUCGUCGACCAGCAAUGUCCCGAGCGAGUCGAUCGGUAAUCGACUGGCGCUCCCGACGAGUUGCGCAAUCGUCGAUACCACAACGGAGCAAAGUGUCCAGAUGGAACCGCUCUCACUGUCGGCGAAGGGCAACGACGAGGUGUCGUUGUCUGUCAAGGCUGCCUUUAAGUCGACGAACGCAGGAUGCGUCUCGGAAGGGGCUGGCCAUUGCGGCUGUGUCAAGGACAUGUCGCAGAAGUUGCCGACGGAGCUCGGUGACAACAAGCGCAACAAGGAACGCGAUCGCCUCCAAGCCAGUGCCGACAAGAAGCGUGCGGCAAGGGGCGACGAAGCGCUUGUGGGCAAGGCUGCCCAACAUUAUGCGACGAUGUCGCAAAUCCAGUGGCGUGGACUGCAACUGACCCUCGUGGUGUCGGACGAUGCAAUUGUCCGUGCUCACGAUAAGGGCAGCGUUGCGACGUCUGCCCACGAUGCAUCGCGCGUGGAGUCGCUCCCGACGGAGAACCUCAUCGUGCCGCAAGCGAUGAUCGACCAUGUGACCAGCAACCAAGGCGGUCUGCAGGUUACGGCGAUUAUCCACGGCGAUGACGCGCGAGGCAAGACGCAGAAGAUGCAGUGGGACAACUGGCGGGUUCUGAAGCCAGCGGUUCAACAUGUCCUCAACUAUGCGCCAAGGGCGCGGCUGGGUGGGAAGGCUCCCGCCACGGUGAUGACCGAGCCGCUGCCAAGCAAAGUGCUCGACGCUCCCCUCCACGAUGGCAGGAUCGAAGUGUCGCAGCAGCUCGAAGAGUGGAAGAAGCCCAAGCUCUUCGACGAUCAGGCGCGAGCUCAAGGCGAGCUCCAUCGUACGACCAAGGUGGUCGGCGAUAUGCGACGGGCAGUUGAACGCAACGCCAAGGCCAAUGUCAAGGGCAUACGCUUAACGAUCGGCGACUACUGGCUUGGGCCAGGACGCGUUGUCGAAGCCCUCCCCGACGACAUCUUCAAGGUCGAGGAACCGUUCGAUGGGUCGGAAUCCAUCCAUCAUAUCUCCCGGCUCGAGAUGUUUGCCGCCAAGGUUGUCAACGUGACGCAAGUCCCCGAAGGACACACCGCGUAUGUCGAAGGCGGACAUCUCGUCGACGAGCCCGAUGGCCGCAAGUUCAGCUGUGGACUGUGGUCCUUGCGUGUCAAGUGGCGCGGGUCGGACAAGCUCGAGAACGCGCGGAAGCCAGCGGCGAAGCUCCUCAAGGAUGAGGUCAGGAUGGUCGAGGACUGUCUCAAGGCAAAUGUGUCCAAGGCGGCCGCAGGCAAGCGCAAGGAGGCGUUUGAAGAAGGCGCGAUGCGAGCGCCGGGCAAAACCAUGGGGGAAGUGAUGUGCACGGAUCGGAUCGACCAAGGCCGGAAAACGACGAGCGAGCGCCACGAGCUGCCGACCAAGAUCACGUCCCUCAACCGACUUGGUCGCCAGCGCAUCGCGAUUCGCGAUCCGCGGGACAAGGUGCCGGCGCGGCCACUCGUGUUGGGCGAGGAGCCGGAGAAGCCGACGAAGAGCGGGCUGCUCGGGCUGCUCUUGAACGUGGUGCAAGUGCAGCUGAGCGACAUGCGCCGCCUUGACGACAAUCGUCUUGCCGACAACGCUCUCGGGCUACACCUCUACUCGACGCCGACGACGGCCUGCAAGGUGCAACAAGCCGUUAUCUCCGACCCGUGCUUCGCGCCUACAUCUGGUUCAACAACGCCUGGCGAGUCCGGAACGAUCGCGUCUUCCGCGCUGACGUCCUUGGCCGCGUGGAGCAUGCCCCACAUGUCCUUGAUGAAGGGGCGGUCGACGAGGAAGUGA